AUGAAAAGCCAGACACGACAAUCUGGCAAUCAUCACUCGUCUCAAUCCAAGAAGAAGUGUUCGCCAUCUUCAUAUGAGAAUACACCUGCAAAAGAAAUAAGUCCUCCGCAAAUACCAUAUUAUUCUGGUAUAUUAAGUGAAUCUAAUAGAACAGUCCUACAAAAGCCGUCUCCAGUGAAGACUACACUUCACAAUACACCGUUGACGCCAUCAGUAUUUCUUCAUGAAGGUAACAUGUUGCAGGCCAUAUACACUGAAGUGAAUGAACUGAAAAGUGAUGUGAAGAUAUUGAAAACAACUUUGACUACAAAAGAAACAGACAAGAUCAUAGAAGAUCUAAUACCAAAUCCUAUUGCUGCAGAAGGUGAUCUUAAUGCUCUCAAAAGGAAGAUAGGAUAA
Messenger RNA from Procambarus clarkii (red swamp crayfish), 399 nucleotides. The record is from RefSeq and is a predicted model, not a curated record. NCBI's taxonomy places the organism in Eukaryota, Metazoa, Arthropoda, Malacostraca, Decapoda, Cambaridae.